AUGGCGCCCGCUGUUCCUCGUCUGCGGAUUCUCUCAGUUGGCGGUAAUGCCGUUUCGGCGUUCCUCUCAUGGCGUCUGCAAGCAACCAAUGCUUGCGACGUCACCCUCGUCUGGAAGUCCGGCUUUGAGAGCGUCGCUCAGUACGGCAUAUCAUUUAAAUCUGCGCUUUACGGCAACGAGCGCUUCAAGCCAUAUUCAGUCGUGCGAACCCCCGAAGAUGCUGCACAUUCUUCCAAACAGCCAUUCGACUAUGUCCUGCUCUGCGUAAAAGCACUCCCCGACGUAUACGAUAUCGCAAACAUCAUCGAAUCCGUCGUAUCGCCUCAACACACGUGUAUCCUUAUGAACACCACAAACAGCCUCGGCGUCGAGUCUUACCUGGAGCAGCGGUUCCCAACCAAUGUGGUCCUGUCACUGGUGUCUGGAGCAGAAAUCUCACAAAUUGGGGCCAGCGAAUUUGAGCACAAGGGUGCGACUGAUAUUUGGGUCGGUCCUGCCAACAAGAACCCUUCGAUUCCGCCGCAGAUUCAAUCGGAUAUGGCCGAAGCCUUGGCCAUGACGCUCAGUUCUGGCCAGGUGGACUGCAAGGUGUCGCCCAACAUUCGCCAGCAACAGUUUGAGCGCAUGAUUGGCGCCAUAGCUUUCCACCCCGCCAGUGUGCUCUUCGAGACCCCCAACCACGGGGAGUUGCUGGAAAAGGUCGGCGUGCGUCCGCUCGUAACCGGUGUCAUCGACGAACUACUUGCGCUUGCUAAGGCUCAGGGAUGCACAUUCCCGGCUGACUACCGGGAAUCUACAGUCCAGCAGAUGGUACAAACAGGCAGCACUAACAGCACCAUGUACAUGGAUUUCGAAGCCAAGCGCCCGAUGGAAAUCGAGACUUAUCUCGGCUCACCAUUGAAGCUUGCGCAAGAGACUCAAGUUUCCGUUCCCCGCAUAGAAACACUGUACGCCACCCUCCAUCACAUCAACAUCGUGAACCGCACGAGACCCGCCGCAGCUCCUGCUCCUUCGCCUACCAACGGCGACCAACGCAUGCCACCUCCUAGACUCUCUUCUGCACCGUUGCCUCGAGGACCCCCGGGACCAAUGAUGAACGGUAACGGUCCGAUGAAAGGUGGCCCACGUCCUGGAAGUCGAGCUCCUUCUAUGACUGGUGCGCCGCCAAUGAUGCGCAGAGGGCCUCCCUCCGGUCCAGCCAAUGGCUACCCGCCUAGGCAGAUGAACGGAAUGCCCAAUGGCCAGCGACGACCUUCUUUCGAAGGUAACGACUUGGAAGAAUUUAGUCACUUGAUGCUUUACGACAACGUGGCGGACGAGGGCGCUUCCGGUGCUGGGUACGAGAACGGGUUGAAUGGACCUUCAUCUUCCAACGACCUUGCUCUGCGCGAGAGAGAGCUCAUGCUGCGACAGAAGGAGCUCCAGUUGAGAGAACAGGAAAUGAACAUGCGCCGUGGUCCACGUCGUGGUCCACCACCACCUCCGUCCCAUAUGGGCGGGUUUGAUGAAGACGAGGACGAGGACGAUUUCUUCGAUCCGAUGGCCUCCCGUGGGCCCGGUCCGAUGAUCGAUCCCGACAACUUUGACAUGAUGAGCGUCACCUCAAAACGAAACCGAAAGGUUCCUAGUGCGAGUCAAAUUCGGAAGAACCCUGAGAUGGCUGGUAUGGGGCCUGCUAGCGGAGGACGAUCUCGCAAUCCCUUUGCUCGCCCUGGCAUGAACAAGAACCGAACCAGCACACGGAUGAUGGCUGACGUUCCCGGCCUACACGACUCAAUCAUGAACAACCCGCUCAUGGGAUACUCGUCCAACCGAUACGGCGAUGUUGAUAGGGGCGCGAUGGGAGCUCAAUCGCGAACGAAUUCACUAACGGCAGCCCGACUUGACGAACUUCAACAGGGCGGCAGCUACGGCGCCUACCCUCCGAUGAGCCGUCGGACAAGCCAGUCUCCUGGCAACCCGCUCAGUCCCGGCCCGAGACCGAUGGGACGCCCGUCACCGCCGAACGGUUAUGCCCCAAAUGGGAUGCCGACUAACGGAAUGCCGCCCAAUGGCCGUCCGUCUCCUCCAGGUAUGAGACAACCAAUACCCCGACACCCUCCCGGCCACGGCAACGCAGUAGCACCGCAUCAAGUGGAGCAAUACGCUGGGGUGAGCCAAAACCUUUACCCGCCCAAGCCCCGUCCGCAAGUUCGCAGUCUGACAGGUUCUGCAAGCGCCAGCGCUGGGAGCGGUAGCACCCAACUAGAUUCGGAGAACUCUGCGCACAGCAGUCAGAGUAGCCUAGGCCCCCGCCCGCCUCUCGGCGUCCGUUAA
Didymosphaeria variabile is the source of this 2316-nucleotide messenger RNA. RefSeq lists its product as uncharacterized. Gene Ontology annotation, cellular component: cytoplasm. Gene Ontology annotation, molecular function: oxidoreductase activity. The record is from RefSeq and is a predicted model, not a curated record. The transcript is spliced from 5 exons. Lineage: Eukaryota; Fungi; Ascomycota; Dothideomycetes; Pleosporales; Didymosphaeriaceae. Bases 1 to 2316 code for a protein of 771 amino acids.